AUGUCGUUCCCUAAACCCUACACCGGCUUUGCCUCGCCCAAGUACCACAAGCUGGAGCUGGCGGCAGAGGGCGUGCUGCACAUGGCCUUCAACCGGCCCCCGGUCAAUGCCUUUAUCGACCCCAAGUGGCAGGAGACGCAGGCGAUCCUCAAGCACGUCCGGGACGACGGCGACGUCAACGUCAUUGUCCUCUCCGGUGAAGGCAGGGCGUUCACCGCGGGACUUGACCUGCUCAACGCCAGUCUGUCGGAUGUCAUGGCGGCCCAGCCCGACGCGGCGCGCAAGGCGGUGCUGAUGCGACGCCACCUGGCCGACUUCCAAGAGGCCAUCAGCUGGUUUGAGCAUGUCGAGAAGCCCGUCAUCGCCGCCGCACACGGCGUCGCCUUUGGAUUGGCCGUCGACAUCAUGUCGGCGUGCGACAUCCGAUACGCCGCAAAGGGGACCAGGUUCAGCAUCAAGGAGGUCGAUGCGGGCCUCGCCGCCGACAUCGGCACUCUGCAGCGCUUCCCCAAGAUUGUCGGCAACGACUCAAUCGCCAGGGAGCUCGCCCUGACCGCGAGAGAAUUCGACGCCGACGAGGCAUUGAGGAUUGGCUUCCUCGGCCGGAUCGUCGACGGCGGCCGGGAGGAGGUGGUCGCCGCUGCGAUCAAGACGGCUAGUGACAUCGCUGCCAAGGCGCCGGUGGCGGUGCGGGCCACCAAGAUCUUUAUGCUGCACGGCCGCGACCACAGCGUCGAGGAGGGGCUGCGGUACACGCAGGCGCUCAACUCGGGCCUUCUGCAGUCCGACGAUCUGCCAGUUGCCAUGCUGGCGGUGAUGCAGAAGCAGAAGCCCCAAUUCGCCAAGCUCUGA
Molecule: messenger RNA, 852 nt
Organism: Pseudozyma flocculosa PF-1
Lineage: Eukaryota; Fungi; Basidiomycota; Ustilaginomycetes; Ustilaginales; Ustilaginaceae
Exons: 3
Coding region: 1-852 (283 amino acids)
Cellular component (GO): mitochondrion
Molecular function (GO): delta(3,5)-delta(2,4)-dienoyl-CoA isomerase activity
Source: RefSeq, a predicted model, not a curated record